GAGGGGAGAGAGGAGGGCUUCCCAGAAAGUAAAAAAAGAGCAGCAAGCAGCAGCUUUGGGGGCGAGUUGAACUUACCUGUUUUCUUGCAAGGAAUUAGAUUAAUAUCAAGUCAUCAGAGAGAUGGCCGCACGCCUCAGAUCGGGAUGUAGCCCCUGGAAAUUUCCAAACAAUUGUUGUCUUUGUGCAGUUUCACUGGGUUAAAAUUCCCUGCAGCUCAACAGAAUAACUGCAGAGGCUGGUAAAAAGUGUACAGUGAUCGGCGGCUGUGGAUUUUUAGGCCAGCACAUGGUGGAGAAGCUCCUGGACAAGGGUUACUCGGUCAACGUAUUUGAUAUCGAGAAGAGAUUUGAGAAUGACAGAGUGCAGUUUUUCCUGGGAGACCUUUGUGACAAAGAGGCCUUGCUCCCAGCUUUACAAGGCGUUUCUGUGGCAUUUCAUUGUGCGUCGCCAGCACCUUCAAGUGACAACAGGGAGCUGUUUUAUAAGGUGAAUUUUAUGGGAACCAAAACAGUCAUUGAAGCCUGCAAAGAAGCUGGAGUGCAGAAACUGGUGUUAACUAGCAGUGCCAGUGUUGUUUUUGAGGGUACAGACAUUAAAAAUGGAACAGAAGACCUCCCUUAUGCGAAAAAACCUAUUGACUAUUACACGGAGACAAAGAUCCUACAGGAAAAGGAAGUACUGAGUGCGAAUGACCCUGACAACAAUUUCUUCACUCUUGCUAUUCGCCCCCACGGGAUAUUUGGUCCUAGAGACCCUCAGCUCGUUCCCAUCCUCAUCCAAGCAGCUAAGAGUGGCAAAAUGAAGUUCAUAAUCGGGGAUGGAAAGAACUUGGUAGACUUCACUUAUGUGGAAAACGUGGUCCAUGGACAUAUCCUUGCUGCUGAGCGCCUUCAGAAGGACUCUCCCUUGUGUGGGAAGGCAUUUCAUAUCACAAAUGACGAACCAAUUCCCUUCUGGGCAUUCAUGUCCCGUAUCUUGACUGGCUUGAACUACGAUGCACCCAAGUACUAUAUUCCCUACGGGCUGGCGUAUUACUUGGCCCUGUUCUUGGCUCUAGUGCUGUGGCUGCUCAGUCCCCUGGUCACCAUCAAGCCCACUUUUACCCCUAUGCGGGUAGCACUGGCUGGGACCUUUCACUACUACAGCUGUGAACGGGCCAAACGAGACAUGGGCUACAAGCCAGUGGUGAGCUUGGAUGAAGCAAUAGACAGGACCCUCCAGAGCUACCCCCACCUACGCCGGGCUAAGGCCUGAGAAGUCCUGGAUGGAUUUUAUUUCUACCUGACUUUCCUAAUUGCUUUGAGAUUUUAACGUGAACGCUGAAGCAGAUUUCACUAAUUGUCUGGAACAGGGAGUUUUCCCAAAGUCCCUCCUCCUCCUCACCAUUAUCAAGACAGACUUCUCUGGGUUGAAAAACACUUCACGUAGUAGCUGUGCUAACAGUUCUUUCCUUUGAUGUGACUUGUUCUGAAACAGCUGCUGAACUCUGUGGACUGUGAAUAAACACCCUGCUGUGCCCUUUUUAGUCCCAGCCCAGCACAUCAGCAUUCCUUCGUCUUCUCUCUCCACCCUUGUCCUCUGUUUUGUUGCUCUGGUGAUAACAGCCGCCUCUUCUCAUAGCUGCAGAUCAGUUGAUGAAAUACUGCUCACAACUGAUUUCUCUCUGGCUUUUCUAUACAAAAGCAAUGAAAAAGAGGCCUUCAUCAAGGAGGAGUUCUGCCACCAUUUUUUAUUUUUUUUUUAACUGUUGAAACUGACUUUAUUGUUCUGGGACUCUCUUGGAUCUUCCUGUGAUUGGUGGGUUGCUUUGGCCUCUUACGGAGUAAUUGGAAGGAAAUCUGAGAAAAGGCAUGCCAGGCUCCUCCUUGUAAGGAAGCAUGUGCCUUUAUUUCUGCAGGAGCUUCAUUCUAUUUAAAAAUAUAUAAAUAAAACAAGAAGAGAUGGCUUCCUAA
This is a messenger RNA of Anas platyrhynchos (mallard), 1953 nucleotides long. Lineage: Eukaryota; Metazoa; Chordata; Aves; Anseriformes; Anatidae. The record is from RefSeq and is a predicted model, not a curated record.